Molecule: messenger RNA, 9637 nt
Organism: Branchiostoma belcheri (Belcher's lancelet)
Lineage: Eukaryota; Metazoa; Chordata; Leptocardii; Amphioxiformes; Branchiostomatidae
Product: neurobeachin-like protein 1
Exons: 61
Coding region: 121-8445 (2774 amino acids)
Biological process (GO): intracellular protein localization
Cellular component (GO): cytosol; membrane
Molecular function (GO): protein kinase binding
Source: RefSeq, a predicted model, not a curated record
GAACUUCCUGCCAACAUGGCGGCGGUAACUUGAGGAAUUUCUCAUUUUUCUCGUCCGAAUUUUCGUUUUUCUUCUCUUAUUUGAAUCGGGUGGCGGAAUCUUCCUAUCAGAAUAGUUAGAAUGGCUGCUCACGAAGAUCUGUUCCAGCUUUGGAUGCUGUUUACGUGCAAGAAUGAUGACCGGUUCUUCCGACAGUACAUAGACGCCUUUGUGGCACAAUAUGGUGAUCUCAUAGACUUGGAAUUCAAGCAACCAAAAGAAGGGGUGCAGGCAUCUGGGCCGCACCUGACACGGCUGCCUGACAGCCUGCUCCAGGUGCUGUCCCGACAGCUGCUGCAGGCCAGGGACACCUGUACCCAGCAGGUUACCGCCGAAACAGUGCAGUAUGCAGAAACGCUUACCAAGUGUCUCAUCAUCAUUUGUAGGAACCAUGACAAUGUAGAUCUGGUGGCCUCCUGUUCUUAUGUAGGCUACAUCAUCACUAUUGCUGCAGAACUGGUACAAGAGUUUACACAGAGGAACAUUGCCCAGAGUGGUGAGAUUGCCUGUUUUGAGACAUUUCUCCACCAUGCCAUCCACUUCUGUGAGUGCCUGUAUGACCCCUACCACAACUGGAGACAUGAGUUACUAGGAAUGAAAGUUGAUAUUUCUAGGCAGAAGUUUAGACCAGCUCUUCUUAAUGUAGAAGUCAUUCCAUUUUUCUAUGACUGCUUGCAUAGAUACGAGUCUUGCCUGAGCAUUGAGAUCAAGUCUCGACUGCUGCAUAUGUUUGGUGCCAUUAUGGCUGGGUCACAGAAUUUGAUUUGGCAAGCUUAUUUUACAGGCAAGCUGGAGAACAAUGCCUUGCUGGCAGUGUCCCCUGCAUCCCUGGAAGUCUUGUUCACCAUCCUGUCGUCAGGCAGCCCCGCCUGGCAACCAGAGGGCGACGACCUGGAGUUCACUGACCUGGCCUUGAAGUGCCUGGUGAAGAUGGUGCACACUGUCCAUGCCUCAAGUCCUGAGCAGAGACAAGUUGAAGUGAGUUCCAUUCUUGAAGGCUUCUUGCAACUCCUUAACAAAGGCUUACAGGCCUUCCCUGGUAAACACACAGGAAUGUCCCAGUGGUUGAGAUCACAAACAGAAGACAAGCCAGCAGCUGGGAAGACAGAAAAAGAAGUGGAACUUCAGACCAAAAUGUUAGUUAUCAUCCCAGCGAUGUUGGAUUGUCGUGACAGGGCGGCUCUACAGGCCAUCUUCCUGGGGGCCAACUGUUUUGAAAACCUCAUGCUGCUGCUUAAAAAUGUUAAGGUCACCAAAGACACUGCCAGUGCUUUCCAAACUGCAUUUAUUGAGGCUGUGGCUGCAAUCUUGGCUGGAUCAUCUGCUGCAAAGGAAACCUUUAAGGAGUUUAUAGGGUAUGAUGAGCUACUGGAGCAUCUAAGAAAGUUUGGCCAGCCCACAGAGAAGCUACUGCACCAGUUUCUUGGCAUGAUGGUUGAAGGGGAGUUCAAACCUGGCACACCCCAGCACAUACACAACACCAAGGCUGCUGCACUCCUCAUCCAAUGGGUGCCUGAGCUCCAGUCACAUGACCUCCAAAUAUGGCUGACUGACAGUUUGAGGCAAGUCUGCUGCUCCAGUUUUGAGAACAAGGCCCACUGCUGCAGAGAUGGAGUCAUUUCAGGGAUACUGACUGUGUUAGCACAAGAAAGACGAGUUAACAAGGAGGCCAUAAUGCACCUGUUGAAGUUACUGGAAUGUCUGGGCAGUCAUUCCAUCGCACCCAUGGAAUUGAAACAUCUCAUCAUGCUCAUGAGGGACACUGUCAACGGGGAACAGAUGUCGUACACUCAAGAGGUAAUCCAGGCAAUGUGUACAAUGGCGAGGAAGGAGACCAACAGAGAAGCUCUGCACUACUUUGACCUACAGCACAGGACAAGUGGUAUCACGGUUCCCUGCAUCAACAAGUGGCCUGGUAGUGGGUUCUCCUUACAUGCUUGGGUACGCAUGGACAAUCCUGAUAACAGAGAAGGGAUGGAUCUGAGUGGGGGCAAGCAGAGGAGACAGUUGUACAGUUUCUGCACAGAGAACGGUACUGGAUUUGAGGGUUUCUUCACCAACGAAGGCAGCCUGGUGAUCGCUGUGUGCUACAAGAAGGACUAUCUGACUGCACAAGUGGAUAGGAUCUACUUCACCGACUCCAAUUGGCACUGUGUAGAUGUGGUCCAUGCAGGGUCUCGGCGACCUUUCACCCAGAGCCAGCUGUCUGUGUUUGUGGAUGGACAGCUCAGGAUCAACGCACAGCUCAAGUUCCCCUCCACUUCUGAGCCCUUCACUUGUUGCCGAAUUGGCUCUUCCACCCAGCGGACCAACUCCCAGCAGAAACCCUUGAGCUCCAGCACAGCUCCUUCCCGGGGUCCCUCCCUCCCCUUCUCCUUCCCGGCAUCCCUGGUGCCCUCCUCCCAAUCCCAGAACCCCUCAGUGUCCAGUAUAGAAGCAGGGAGCCAGGACAGUCUGUGGGGUUUCCCUACUUCCUUGCAGGGGCAGUUAGGGUCAGUGUGUGUGUUCUAUGACGCUUUGCAACCAUCACAAGUCAAAGGUCUCUUCAUGGCAGGUCCAAACAAUCUAGCGUUGUUUCAUCAUGAAGAUGCAGACAUAACUCAGCUGGCAGACAAACUAGUCCUGUACUAUACAGCAAAGGCGUGUAAAGACUAUGUUUGCAUUGACCUGUCUGGAAAUGGUCUGGAUGGCAGACUAACUGGACACCAGUGUACCACAUGGGACUUAAAGGCUUCCAUCAAGUGUAUAGGAGGGAUCCAGGUGCUGUUUCCAGUCUUGGAGCAGAUUAAAGCAGCAGCCAAUCAGCUGAGAGCAGUGUCUCAUGAGCCAGCCAAUGGGAGCACAGAUGCUGUAGGUGUCACCAUGGCAGAUGCCCAGGAUGUUGAUGAUUGGGUGAUGGUACCACAAAAAGUCACCUCAGAUGCCCAGUUGGAGCAGAACCCUGUGUCUGCAUUCCUGACCCUGCUGAGACUGAUGCUACAUGGACAGUUGCAUAACCAGGAGGAACUACUGCAGUCAGGAGGGGUGGCCACAGUCGGUGCACUGCUGCAAAAGGUUAAACCAGAGCUGAUAGAUGUACAUGUCCUAAUGGCUAUUCAGCUGUUUGUGGAGAUGGUGGCUUCCUCCUACCCAGACCUACUACAGGCCUGCUACAAAUACAUUCUGUUUGAGUUCAGAAUAUGGAGCAGGAGUGAAUUCCCUGUUAGAAUAGGCCACAUCCAAUAUCUGUCUACCAUUAUCAAGGACCAGAGGAAGUGGUUCAGGAAGAAAUAUGGAGUACGCUUCAUGCUGGACAUUUGCAGAACAUUCUAUGGGAGCUCAGUGGAGGGUUUGACAGAGGAUGAUGUAAAAACCAUCCGAGCCUCGCUCCUCGGGCUGGUGAAGUACUACGUGUCAAAGGGCAUCAACCAGGAGGAGAUGUCAGCCAUCGUCAGUUACAUCUGUGCACUGCAUGACGAGUGUCAGCUAUGUGAGGUACUGGACAUGCUAAUCUCCCUGCUGGAGGGCCCAGGCAGGGACCAGCUGUACCUCCUGCUGUAUGAACCCAAGGGAGCUGAGCUACUGUAUGCCCUGCUGGUACAGGAACAGUACACAGACACGGUCAGGAAGAGAGUUUGUAAGGUAUUUUCUCAGCUGCUGAAGUUUGACAAAGUGUAUGAGGCCAGUAAGCUCCGUCUGAGGCUGCUGAGACCGGAUUACGAGGCAUUUGCCGGGCUGACCAUGUACAUGAGAAAUGUGGUGCUGUCCAGUGACGUGACAAGAAGUCUGUUGGAUGUAGUGCUAGCAAAUGAGUCUGUUGGUGGAUACAACGCCAUGCUGUCCAUCUUCCAGCUGUUGCACAAGACAGAUACAACCAUCAAAUUGGAGGCUGCAAGAGAGCUUCUCCAAGUGCUGUACACGAGAGCCAGUGCCCCUUCGAUGUGUGCCAAGCAGAUAGGUUGGCAAGAGACUCUUGUCAAAUUUCUCAUAAAAGACACCCUCGCUGACCCCACCCCACAAACACGUCCCCUAACCCUUGACCUCGACCCCUCAUCCAAAACCUCCUCCGACUCCCCAACGAAAGAACUGGACUUCCUCCAACUUCCGGGGAACUCCAACGGAAACGGACUCCCCAUAACUCCCACUGGGUCCCCCUGGAGGGAGGAAAGCUUCUUGCCAGAAUCAUUUCCGAGUUCCCCGCUACCUUCGCCUGUAGAUGCAUUCCCCUCGUCCAUGAGUCACUUGUCUCUGAACGUAUCUUCGACGAAUUUAUCAUCAAGCACCAGUGGUAUCAGUAUAUCCGACAUGUCCAAUGUGACGGGAUAUACCGCCACGGAGGACGAUUCUAGCAACAACGGCACGGACAGACUCACCGACCAGUUUGACGAUAGCGAAAACGCAAGCAGGUCUGAGAGUCAGUUUUCGUUGGACUUGUUGGAGUCGCCGAACGUGGAGGGCUGGUCGACCGGCGGGAAUACGUCGUGCAAUCAGAGUACGGCGAGUUUUGCGGACAGUGGUGUUACGUCGAGUGACACUAGCCAAUGGACGAUAGGCGUUCCUUCAAGUCCUAGUAGGGUUAGUGUGGCAGACAGUGCCAACUCAGUUGUCCUGACAGAAGAUGAGAUGCAGGAGGAGUUGUGUGAUGUUGUCCUGAAUGCCAUCUUCUCCAUCCUGUGGAGAGGCAUGGACGGAUCGGACAACAAGGCUUGGAAGGAGAAAGCCCAAGUGUUCACAUGUCUGGACAAGUCUGCUGAGACCCAUGAGUUAGUCCACCCUCCGUAUGAACUGAAGAGACAACUACUGGAGCUGGGACUGCAGGCUUCUAUAUCAGACGUCAAGGAAGCUGGACCUGCCAGCUAUUCCUACCUAGAGAACGCCAUGGAGCUGAUGAAGCUGGUUCAGGACUUCCUCAUCAACCACAGUGAGAAGGGGGCAGACGCAUGGAGUGAGAAGAUGGUAGAAGGAGUGAUGGGUCUGUUGGACACCCUGGCUGUGUGGGAGCCCAUCCCUGGGGACAGUGAGUGGGAAGACAUGGCACAGAUCGGCAUCAGGCUUCUGCUGGGGUUUGCAGGGCAAGACAAUAACGACGUCUGUGCCACAGCCUCAGCCAAGCUGCACACACUGCUACAUUCCCGCCCUCUGCACUCCACUGAGGAAGCCUGCUACAUCCUGGGCUCUCUGGACCAGGCCAUGAUCAAGUCUAUAGAAAACCACAGUGAUGCGUACUCGUUCCUGAUCCCGCUGGUGCGCGCCCUGCUGGACAAGUGUUACCAGGAGCUGGGCAUGCAGCAGUACCUCCCACACCUCCCCGCCAGGGAGAACAGCCCCAGCUUCUUCGAGGACUUCCAGCAAUAUUCUCAGUCUAAGGAGUGGAGGAGCUUCAUAGGAAAACAGGUGUUACCCAGAAUGCAGCAGUACGAGGUGGACCACUACGGUGCCUUCGGAGCGAAGAUGUUCCACUUCUGGAAGGCGUGUCACGAUGGGAUGAUGAUGAACAUCCACAACAGGGACAGGGAGAGGGGAGAGAGCAAGCUCAGGUUUGAGAGACAAAUCGUAGAUGUGUACAACAGGAAGGCAGCAGAGGAACAUGCCAGAUACAGGGUUGUACUGAAGCGCCUCAGAAACCAACACUCUGCUGCUCUCGCCCAAUGGAGAGCCAAUAAGAGAUUCUUUACAGGGGAACGUGGCCCUUGGACUGACAGACCACCCCUGGACCCUGCAGCUGACAAAAGGAGAGGUUCUAAACUGGGCUGGAACCCAAACACCAUGCAUUGGAAGCUGUGUCCUCUGGAGAACUUCUCCCGAAUGCGGCCCAAACUCAUGCCAAACUACAACUUUGACUGUCACACUGAAGCCAGCAUGCUCAGAGAUAACCAAGGUCUGUCAGUGUCCAGCCCAGGGAAGGACCCUCUACUGGCCGUGACUAAAGAGGCUCUGGUCCAGAUCAUGGAGGAGGACAAGCUGGGAGACGAUGACUGGAACGAACUCAGCACUAACAUAACCCAGCCCAGUGAGGCCUCUCAGAAGGAGAAGCAGAAACUACAGGCAGAGUGCAGCCUGGUGACCAUCAUGAAUGUUCUGGAGGGGAGACUAGAGAUCACCAACUCACAUGUUUACUUCUAUGACUGCAGCCCCAACAAGGAGGAAGGAUUAGGACAGGACUUUAAGUGGUCGGUGUCUCAGCUCCGAGAAGUGCAUCUGAGGAGAUACAACCUGAGGAGGUCAGCUAUCGAGCUGUUCCUAGUGGACCAAACCAACUACUUCUUAAACUUUGUAGACAACAAGCUGCGGAACAAAGUGUACAGCCGUAUCCUGAGUUUACGUCCUCCCAACCUGCGGUACUACGGCUCCAGAUCACCUGCAGACCUGCUGAGAGCCUCCGGACUGGUGCAGAAAUGGGUUCAGCGGGAGAUGUCCAACUUUGACUACCUGAUGCAGCUGAACACCAUCGCAGGCCGCACGUACAAUGACUUGAGCCAGUAUCCCGUGUUUCCCUGGGUCCUGUGUGACUACACCUGUGAAACCCUCGACUUUGACGACCCCAAGGUCUUCCGCGACCUUUCCAAGCCCAUCGGGGUCAUCAACCCGAAGAAUGAGAGAGAGGUGCGGGAGAAGUAUGAGAAUUUUGAGGACCCGUCGGGCACCAUCGCGAAGUUUCACUACGGAACGCACUACUCUAACGCUGCAGGGGUGAUGCAUUAUUUACUGAGAAUGGAGCCCUUCACUACACUACAUAUCCAGCUACAGAGUGGAAGGUUUGACUGUGCUGACAGACAGUUCCACUCCAUCCCCUCCACCUGGCAGUCAUUAAUGGACAGUCCCAAUGACGUCAAGGAGGUCAUUCCUGAGUUCUUCUACCUUCCAGAGUUCCUGGAAAACAGCAAUGGGUUUAAUCUAGGGAAACUGCAGGGAUGUAAGACAGCAGUAAACAACGUUCUCCUCCCCAAGUGGGCCGACUCUCCUGAAGACUUCAUCAUCAAGCACAGGAAGGCACUGGAGUCGGAGCAUGUGUCUGCCCACCUCCAUGAGUGGAUUGACCUGAUCUUUGGGUACAAACAGAAGGGACCAGCUGCAGAGGAGGCUCUGAAUGUGUUCUACUACUGCACAUACGAAGGAGCUGUAGACUUAGAUGCCAUCACCAACCCUACAGAGAGGGCAGCUGUGGAGGGCAUGAUCAACAACUUUGGACAAACACCAUGUCAGCUAUUGAAGGAACCCCAUCCCAGGAGGAUGACAUUUCAGGAAGCUGAGAAGCACAAAGCCUCCAAGUCUCAACACCUGACACUUAACGUCUUCGACUACCUCUCACAACUCAAGGCAUUCUUUGUGGAGGUAUCCAAUGACAACGACCCCCUUGUACACAUCUCGGUCCCCAGAAGUCAGGCCAGGUCCUUUAUACACCACGGCAUGCCAGACGCCAUGGUGACCAUUUCAGAACGAGGAGUUGUUGGUAUCCAUGGCUGGCUGCCUUACGACAAAAACAUCUCCAACUACUUCACGUUUGAAAAGGACCCAACGAUUUCUCACAGAAGUAGAAGAUGCACAGCAGGACCUUUCUCACCGGGCCACCCUAUAACCUCUGACCUCUUCGUGGUAUCCCAUGAUGCCAAGCUGCUGUUCAGUGGAGGACACUGGGACAACAGUCUGAGGGUCAUGACCUUGGCCAAGAGCAAGUUCACAGCCAGAGUCACCAGACAUAACGAUAUUGUGACAUGCCUGGCCCUGGACAACUGUGGAAACCACCUGAUCUCCGGUUCCAGGGACACCACAUGUAUGAUAUGGCAGAUUAUGCACCAGAAUGGAGUGUCGCAGGGUAUAUCCGGGAAGCCCCUCCAUGUGCUGUACGGCCAUGAUGAUGAGGUGACAGCUGUUGGGAUCACUAUAGAACUGGACAUGGCUGUGUCAGCUUCUAAGGAUGGCACCUGUAACAUGUACACAGUUAGGAAGGGGCACUACAUGCGGACCCUGCGCCCCCCCUGUACCCACCCCUCCAGACUCACCCUGCCCAGACUCGCCCUGUCUGAGGAGGGCCACAUCGUCCUGUACGCCAAGGAACAGCUGGGCAGGGUCACCAAUGAGAGCACCCAUUCCAUGCACCUGUACUCCAUCAACGGGAAGUUACUGUCUUCUGAGAGUCUGUCAGACCCUCUGGUAGACAUGGCCACCUCCAUGGACUAUGUGGUGACAGGGGACCAGAAAGGAGUACUCACUGUUAGAGAGAUGUCCAGCCUGAGGAAGUUGACCAGCAUGCCCCUGCACAAGCAGAUCUCCUGCAUCUUCAUCACCCCCGGCAACAGCCACAUCAUGGCGGGGCUGGAGGACGGCAAGCUCAUCAUCAUCGGCGUGGCACGGCCGGCCGAGGUCCGACAAACCGCGGGGAUUCUCAAGAGCAUGAUCCAAACCCCAUCCAGUAUCAAAAUGUCAUAAUUGUGAAUUUGGAACCCAAAUUUUAACCCUUACACUACCACAAUCCAUUUACAUUAUAUAAAGCCUAGCAAAUUUUUGAGGGUUAACAAAUGUAAAAGAAAGAGAUACUCAAAAGUAUGAUCCAAACUCCUGCCAGUAUCAAAAUGUCCUACUAGUGAUUUUGGAACCCGAAUUUUAACCCUUACACUACCACAAUCCAUUUACAUUGUAUAAAGCCUAGCAAAUUUUUGAGGGUUAACAAAUGUAAAAGAAAGAGAUACCUAAAAGCAUGAUCCAAACUCCUGCCAUUUUCAAAAUGUCAUAAUUGUGAAUUUCGAACUCAAAUUUUAAGCCCUUCACUGCCACAAUCCAUUUGCAUGACAUUGUAGAAAGCCUAGGGACUUUUUAGUAAAGUAAAAGAAUGGGAUACUGAAAAGUAUGGCCCAAACUCCAGCCAGUAUCAAAAUGUCCUAACAGUGAAUUUGGAAUCCGAAUUUUAAGCCAUACACUACGACAAUCCAUUUAUAAAUCCUACAUGUACUUCCCUAACCACCUGUUGCUUUUCAAGGGUUAACAGAAGUAAAGGGAUACUGAAAAGCAUGAUCCAAACUCUAUCCAUCAAAAUGUAUUGCAAUGAAGUUACAACUAGAGCCAGUUUCCAAAACCUUAACCCUUCCACUACCACAAUCCAUUUAUAAAGUCUAGCUAGUUCCCUAAACAGCUGUGGGUGGGGAGGGGGGUCUUUGGGAGGGGUUAAGGGAAGUAACGAACAAAACAGUACUGCAGUUUUGUCAGGGUUUUCCCCUUAACCCAGCUGCCUAACCCUGUAACUGAUUGGUAGUCAAAUGGCUACCUCAGUAUGCUAAAGGUUAUUGACAUCCUUAUUGACAACAUUUACAUCUGUGUAUAGACUUAACCAUUAGCUUGCCAAGGGUGCCCUGAUGUACCAAAUUGGUGACGAUGCAUUGUAGAUUGAAAUGUGUAUGCCCAAAGGCAAAAAAAAUCAUUCAGGACUUAAGCUAUUAGCAUGACUUUGCAAUGGAAAUUUGUUCAUACAACACUAGCUUUUCCUAAAUGAAUGUAGGGAGAGCUUUUCUAGUGAAAUCCUACAUUUGGUGCCAUGAGGUGGAAUAUUUGCUCUUAAUUUUGCCUUUCUAAUUUGAAGGAAAAGUUCUGAAAGUGGAACUUAAAACAAUGUAUAUAAAGUUAUAAU